GUGGUUACCACCCAGAACAUGACUUCAAUACCUCGUGGUGCUACCUGCUAAGUACGCGUGAAAACGGUGCGAACGCCAUACGGGAGCAAGAGGAGGUAAAUAACAUUGCAAAUAUUGUGUCCUGAAAUUGGUGAGGUUCCAGCUGGUGUUGGUAUGAAGGUGGUGAAGCAAAUAGAAGUUGCAGUGACCCUUACCGUCCUAUAUAGUUCUGUGUGGCGUGAUGUGUGCUUUGUGUGUCAGUGGCUUUGGUUCAGUGUGGAGCAACAGGAAGACUGCGUAGGGCCUUCAGGGAUUUGGAUGCCCUCCGAGAAGUCCGCGUCGCGUGAGCUCAUGCUAUGGUGUAUCACACGUUGCACCUGAAAUUUGCCUCUCCUGACAAGCAGUGUAGCAGGGCGUUUGGUGUCGCUUCCGAAGAUGGCGUCCAGUUCUUCGUGGACUUUACUUUGAGCUUCUGCGUCCAGCCCCAGGAGGAAGAGGGCGUAUGUUGUUGAUGCUGCCGUUGUGUCGUGGCCCUGUGUGAGUAAAGUACUUAUUCAGCUCCGAAGCACAGAGCAAGGUAGAGGUAUUGCAACACUGAAGAGAAACAAGGCCUGAUGGAUACGCGACCGCAGUAACGAGGUUCACUAGGCAGAAGUACAACAGAGGACGGCGACUUCCUUCCGGAUGAAUCCUUGCAAGCUGCACUGAAGCGAGUGGGAGGAGCGGCUGGGCGGCAUGACGUGCAGCCUGUAUCAGGACCACAUCCUGCAGGCGGUCCUGCAGGGGAACCUCACCAGCGUUCCCGAGCCUCCCUCCCGCGCCCUAAAGAUCCUCGUUGCCUCUUCACGCCCAGAUUUCGAACAGGAACGUCGUGUGGUUCAAGAAAACGUGGUUCCGGACCUGCAGCGUCACUGCGCAUCGCUAGGUGUAGACGUCGAAGUUCUCGACCUGCAACAAAGCGUCACGGACCCUGGUCUUCAACUCACAGCAUCUGCCACGCUGAGGGAACUAGAAGAUUGUCAUGCCAGCUCCCUCGGUUGCUUCCUCAUAUGCCUGGUGGGUGACAAGUACAAGCCAUUUGCACUGCCAGAUGUCAUUUCUAGUGACACCUUCGAGCAAAUACACAAUGCCUCAUCGGAGGCUGGACUCGACGUGGGAUCAUUGGCCCAUUGGUAUCAGCUCAACGAGAAUCUGCUUCCUCCGGCCUACGAGCUUCAACCGCCUUCAUUUGUUCAAGGCUCAGGACAAGGUCAAGGAAAUGUUACAUGUCCUCUGGGAACCGCCGAGAAUGGUGUGCUCGCCCAGAGGAUCCAGGAAGAACAAGAGCAGGUGACCAGGGUGCUCCAGUACGGCGCUAAGGUGGCGCUCAACGAAGGCCUUAUAGAACCGGACACAGAACGCCGGUUUCGUAUGUCAAGUGUACAUUGGUUAUUGGACCAUGCGUUGAAGCUCUCAAAAACUGCCCAUCAAAGAAUAAUUUGUGCCGUUCGACAUUUUGAGGAUGUAAAUUACAGUGACGCCGCUGCACCUUCGUUCGUUGACGUCCUAGUGCAGGACGGCACCUGUCCUGAUGAAGAGACGACGAGUAGCACCGACGACCUUCUAGCAGAUGUGAUUUUGAACUUAGAAAAGAAGAACGUACAUUAUUUCAGCGUUCCGUGGCACCCGACCGGACUGGAUACGGAGCGCUGCGAGCACGGUCGCUACUUAGAGAAGCUGACGGAAGCGCUCAUAUCUAGCAUAAAAUCUAUGGUUGACGAAGCCUCGAAAGUCGACACGCCGGACUGGGACGAGCUGCCACCGACUUUCAGAAAAGUUGUUCAGGAAGUCGUCCGUGAAUCUCAAACGCACCUGUGCAACAGCAGGCAGCUCCUUAGGGUGCUCGGAGUCUCCCAGUCGCUCGACAGCGAUUACGGCCCGCUGAUUCAGAUUCAGCAACUCAUGCUGGCCGACGAAGAAAGAGCGAGGCACACUCCAAUCAUAGUUUGUGGGAAAGAAGGCUGCGGGAAAUCCACGCUUCUCUCACAGGUGCUCAUGUACUGCACGGAGUGGCUCGGCACAGAUGUGGUCCGCAUCAUCCGUGGCGUGGGUCAGAGCCCUUGUUGCGCCUACACCGCCGAGAUCCUGCGAAACCUGUGCCUGCACAUCAGCAUGGUGUUCGGCUUCGAGAUCAGUCCGAAGCACCACAGUUUCGAGCUUGGAAAGCUUAGUAUAUGGUUUCAGGACCUGCUUAAGUUAGUGGAGACUUCCACAAGUGAUCUGGUUAUCAUUCUGGACGACCUUCACCGCCUCAAGUGCCCUCCUAGCAAUCAGGCCGCUAUCUUGGGCUGGUUGCCUUGGAACCUCCCCCUCAAUGUGCAUAUCAUUUGUUCCGUGGCGCAAGAAGCAGACUCCAUUAUUUCCCUGCUCAAAAGUCGGAUACCUACUGGUGAUAGCUAUGUGUUCAUUCCCCCGCUGCAGGGCGCCGCGGCAGCGAGUAUGCUACAAUCUAAUCUCAAGGACAACAAGAGGACACUGUCACGUGACCAGUUAGAAGUAGUUAAGAACAAGCUAGCCGACCAGACUGUGUCUCCCCUCUAUGUGACUUUGCUUUCCCAUCAGGCGAAGCGAUGGCCCUCACACGAGUCGGUCGAAGGAGACUUGCACGUGCCUGCCAGUGUUGAGAGCUUCGUUAAUCGCAGCUUGGACAGGAUUGAACGUCUGUUUGGAGUGGCGCCUGUGAAAAAAAUAGCGUCCUAUCUCACCUGUACAAGUUAUGGACUUCGGGAACCAGAGAUUAUCGAGCUGCUUUCCUCGACAGAGUGUGAAGGGUCGCACGGCGACAUGACGGCUAUCAGCUGGCUGUCUUUCAAGAGAGAAUUGGGAGCACUUCUCAGCGAGUCUUACGUUGACUGUCAGUCCUAUCUGCACUGGAGCCAUAGCUGCAUCAAAAUGUGUGUCCGCAACCGGUACAUGUCAACGCACGCAGAAGCUGUUUCUUGUCACGCGGACCUGGCCAACGCUUUUCACUUGGGCUUCCUUAUGCAAAAAGAAGAAAAGGGACCAGCUUUUGAGGACUCCAAUAAAUCGAAGCGAAAAGAAGAUUGGUCAGACUUACUCAGGGAGGUAGACGAGCUGUGGUACCAUAUACUCCAGAGCGGUGACUCCAAGCGGCUGGACCAGGACGCCGUCUGCAAUUUCGAAUUUCUGCUCUCUGCUGUCAGGGGCGCUUCUAUCAGUUACGUUCGAAGUGUGCUGGAGAUAGCGCGGUCGCAGUUCCUAGAUUGGGAAAUCGAACUCCUGUACAACAUGACGAAGCAGUCGGUUGAUGUGCUAAGCCAGGACCCUCAGCAACUAGCAACUGAGAUCCUCAAUUGGCUAAAGCCUUAUGCCGACGGCAACUCAAAAAUCAUCGAUGAUUUGGUGAGCCAAGCCAACGCCUGGUGCAAUCAAGCCAAAACGCCUUUGCUGGUUCCUCAGACGUCGUGGCUGAGCCUGGCUCUGCCACCUCAGGUCACGUCAAUGAGCUUGCAGAGUCCCAUCAAACAUCUUGUAGCCGCUCCCGACAGCCAGCACGUGUACUGCACUACCCAGGCAGAAGACACGGUCAUAGUCAUGUACCACAUCGCUUCGAAGAAAUCUGUUCGACAGUUAUUAGGGCACAAGGCCACCAUUACAUGCAUUCAUCUGACGUCCUCUGGGAGGCAUCUGGUCAGUGGAUCGGAAGAUACGGACAUUUUGAUCUGGGAUCCAGACACAGGAAUACUGAGAUUGAGACUCAGUCAUCACGUUGCCGGAAUACUGUGUGUCGCAACGACGAACUCCGAAGACUUUGUGCUGAGCGGUUCAGCCAUUGGCGUGGUGGUAGUAGCACGCUUGGAUACAGGUCAGCUGGUGCAACGCCUCGAAAACCAUAGAGGUGUCGUAAACUCUGUUGCUGUCAACAGGGGAGACGACAUAUUUGCCACAGCGUCUUCUGAUUGCACAGUGUGCGUCUGGUGUCUCGAAGACUUCACGCAUUUGAACACCAUCACGUUACCGUCGCCCAUCCAGCACAUGUGCAUCUCAUCGGACAGCACGUUCCUCCUGCUGGCCUGCGAAAAUAAGUGUGUGUACGUGCGCUCUCUCACCACUGGAUCGGACGUUCACUGCCUUCACGGGCACUCCGGUCAAGUCACGGCGCUUUCCUUCGCUCGGGACAAAUGCCGUUGUAUCGUUGGUACGAGCGAGGGCAAAGCAUUUGUCUUCGACAUCCAUUCCGCUAAACUCUUGCAGACGCUAGUGGCACAUCAGGACUCGGCAGUGACAGCAAUCCAGGCUCAAAGUAAAGACACGUUCUUGAUCACGGCUGCCGGAAAUAAGAUAAUAGUAUGGAAUUUCUACCUGAAGAAAAGUGAAAUGUGUCAUCCCCAACCGAAGCAGAAAAAGGUCGACUUACAUAAAGACCCCAUUACAUGUGUGGCCAUAUCAAGAGAUGGUAGCCUUGCUGUUACUGGAGGACGCAAUGGCAUAUUAAAAGUGUGGCAAAUGAGCUCAGGAGAGCCACACACCAACUUGGACGGUCAUAGUGGAGCCAUUACAUGUCUUGCCUUCGCACCCAACGGACUCUUCGUCGUUUCUGGCUCUGAGGACUGUACACUUCGCGUCUGGGGUCUAACUCUGGGACUGGUGGUGUCGACUUUCAAGGAGCACCUGAGCAGGAUAACUAGCGUGUUCGUGACAUCAGACAGCCGUCGCGUGCUCUCUGUUGACUCGCAAGGCACGCACCGCCUCUGGAGCGCGGACGGUGCAGCGCAGCUCUUGGUGUGCACCAAGUCCGCCAGCCAAGUGACGCACCACGCUAACGUCGUCUUCACCGUCGGCGGAAAGGCUGACAACUGUGUCAAGUACUGGCCAGUGCUGGAAACCGAAAGUGAAAAAUCUGUGAGCCACAGCGAUGCCAUUCUCUGCUACACUGUCACCUACGAUUGUCAGACAAUAGUGACGGGAUCCCAAGACAUGUCACUCAAAGUGUGGGAAGUAGCAACAGCUAAACUCACGCAGGUGCUGGUAGGACAUGAGGGUCCUGUCACGUGCGUCGCUGUAGCGCCUUUCAGUCCGUCGUUGGCCGUAUCAGGCUCUCAGGAUUGCAACCUCAUCGUCUGGGACAUGACCACGGGAAGUGACAAUUUCAUCCUGCGUGGCCACACGGAAGCCAUCAAAGCUGUGAAGCUCACCCUGGAUGGAAGUGUGACUAUAUCAUGUGCGGACGACAAUACAUUGCAGUUGUGGAACACGCUUAAUGGACAUCGCAUAGCAAGCUUUGAUCUUCACGCGACGAUUACGUCUGUCAUAACAUCAUUGAACACAAAUCACAUCGUGGUUCAGUUAGCUGGCAGUCCAUUACUUCCCAUUCUGAAGCUGCUGAAUAAUCCCGGAAAGGGACUUAUGCUGGACCUACCACCUGGUACGCCUGUGGGUGAGGAACCGAAAAAUCUCGGCCAUCAACUGCGUGGUGUCGUCCCGAAGCGCGUCCUCCUUCGUGGCAACCUCAAACGAGAGCAGUCGUUUGACUCCUUCUACUGGGACUUGCGUGCCCAAUCGCCUAAACACGAAACAAUCGACGAUUUUCGCUGCAAACCUCUUUCGCCGUUCGGGUCUCGAGAACACUUGCACCUCGCUGGAACGACGCCCGUUUGGAACGGCGGGGUUCCUUCAGGUCGGAGCUUGCGCGCCACGGGAGGACCAACCGCGGGAGACUUGGGUCUUCAGCCCAAGCCCAAGCUUCCAAAGCACAAGAUACUGAAGAAACAACAGAGCAUGUUCGCCUGUUUCCCAGAGUUCACCCAGCAGAUGCCUCCAACGCUUCUCUCUCCCGUUGCCCCGAAGGAACUUCCGGAAAAGAAGGAGUUGUUAGGGAAACCACCACGUGUGGUGGCGCCACUGUCUCUUUCGCGUACAGAAAGCGUCGAAGAGGCACCGGAGAAAACGCCGGAAGGCGGGCCCCACGCGGAUCAGGACGUUGUCCAUGACUCGUCCGUGUGCACUGUAAUGUAAAGUGGUGCAAAAGCAAUAGUCAGAGCAAAAUGUCAAGCGUUCCUAAACCGGGUGGUUUCCCCAGGUAAUGUGUGCGUGUGUGUGUGUGCCACCGUCUCAAAUUGUUUGUUUUACCUACUGAACUUGGACUGGUAAUAUGCAAGUUGUACGACUCCACAUAGCGUCUGUGCUCCCGAAAUGUUGUCGAUGCCCGCUUGUAACUUGAUCCCAGCACAGCACGCUGUAGUAAUGCACAUCUGCGACAUCGCGUCAGUAGUCCACCCAUGUGUACAUUGAGAGUUUCUAAGUAAGAUGUGAUUGUCUGCUCCUACAGAGAUGAGUAGUCCUUGCCUAUCACCACAAGGAGUAACGUUAUCAGAAGGGAUUCUCGUUCUGAUACUCGGCAAUGUCAAGAAUGUCGGAUUGAAAAAAAAGGAAAGAAGAUUAGAGUAGCGGGAAUUUCUCCGGUUCAAAUACUGCAAUCCGAUCAAUGUUGCCCGAUGCUUCCCUGUGGUGUUAAGAGAUAUUUGCUCAAUGUUACCAGUGCAGAGCUCUCACCUUGAAAUGGGCGAAUCCAUGUGCCACGCUCAAAAUUAUUUUUCUUUAUGCGUAGAAACCUCCGUGGCAGUUCCAUUUCAAGGCGAUUUGCCUCUGCGAUUCCUUGCGUGGUGAAUAUUGUUGACCGGUCUACCGGUGAAUGCGUCUACCGGUGAAGCGUAUAGACGUGAGAAAUGGCGCUAUGCGCGUAGCGUGGUUGCUGCAGGACAACUAAAUGACGUUACAUUAUAGAGGCACGCAGAUUUUAUCAUCGCAUUAUAUUGUAUCACUCCCUGCACAACAUCACCUAAAUUUUUUUGUACAGGCGACGGCACGAAUACGACUGCAUUUUCUUACCUUCCGAAACUGCAGUGUAGAAAAAAAAAAGCGAUGCAGCAAAUGAAGCAGUUUAAACCGAGCAGAUUUUUCUGCUUAUUGGUGUCCUCCUGUUACCUAGGCCAAACUGCACGCAUGUGAUAGUGCACACCUGAAGUUCAAUAUGUGCUGUUACCCUAUCUCCUGUUUGUAAAGAUUACACAGUAGGAUGACACCCUUUUCGAAGUGGUUCGACUUACGAACAACCUGUUCCACUUGCAGGCAGAUGCCCAAAGUACAUAGAACUGCGUUUCCCUCGAGCUGUUUUCACGUUGGUUUUCAUCAGUGGUCAUAGUGUAGACCGCACAAGCUUUCCGUUGUUAGUAUGAACAGCGCCCUGUGUUGCAACGUCGUCCGCAAUGUCAUCAAGUUGGGCCAAUUUUAGUACGUUGAACUCCCGAAUAUUUUGAGUGAAGUGCAAUAUGAUUGCUUUCCUCGUGCUGACCAGAAUGCUUUUUCUACGGGUUUGACUCGCCUAUGUCACUGGGGCUGUGACCUCACUAUAGCAUGUAGUUGCACCUCAAAAUGCUGGUCACCUCUUUGACGAGCCCUAUCCCAGUCGAGUCGUUUUUUAUUGGUAGGAAAGAACUAGGUAUGCCUUUCUUUGUAGUACGUACGGCAGAUGCUUCCAUCCUACAAGUAGCACUGAACAAAUUAGAGGGACACCGAAGUGUAAAAGUUUCUCCUCGCAGAAUGAAAGAUAACCCUUACUGAUAAUGUACUUAAGAUACUUACACACCAACACAAAGGAAACGAGAUUCGUCCGUUGCGUCAUUCGUAAUUUUGAGAGAAAGAAACCACAAUCAGCGCCACCUAGACACAAAAGGCCUACUUAAUGCCUCCUCUCCUUCCUUCACUACGUAGACACAUAAAGUCAGAAUUCGUCUGCUGCCACGAUUCGCCGUUCUGCGAAUUCAAGAACUCGCAAAUGAUUGCAGCUAACUUCGCAAACUUGAAGCUGUAGACGAAAAGUGCAACACGCUUUCCAGAAAACCGGUCUUGAGGAAAAAAAAGAAAAAAAAAUGGGGACGUUUUGCGCUUUAUUUUGUUUUCCCAUUUAGUACGCGCGGACACGUUCACUACUCGCAGACGACAGUGGCUGCCCAUGCGGCUGACGGCGGCUCGUCUCCAUGGCUACGACCGCUGAGAGCAGCACGUUCGUGAUUGGCUACGGCCGUUGCAAACACGAUCCUGAUUGGUUGACUCUUACUUGUUACGUCACGUCGACGAGUAAGCAUGCUUUCCCUAUCUAGGUGGUGUUGCCACGAUAAGCGCUUUCACUCUCCUUCUCGAGAAGCACAGUGGCCACGGAUUGGUCUUCUCAAACGAUCUCCCGCUAUGAUUGGAUAAAUCGUUUGCGGAGACCAAUGAGAGAGCGCUCCACAUUGUCGCUCCGCUCGAGAAGAAGAGGGAGUGGGAAAGCGUAAAUUCCGGUUUCUUUUCGACGAAUAAAUCACGGACGACGAGACGACUGAAUCCCGGCCGUUCCUUUUGUGUCUGUGUCAAGGUAACGCGAGAAGAAAUUUUUGCACUACAGGAAAGUUUUAGUGAAAGCGAAGAGGCUGAAGUGCGGAUGUAGAGAACAUAGGUGAGCGCAAUGAAUAAAAAGAAAAUGAGAGGCGAGUUCCAAAAGGGGUGAAAAGAAAAACGAAAGUGUAGAAAUUACCCCGGGGGAGUCCUGUUGUCAUGACAUAGACACAGAAAAUUUAUCUACACGUGAUCAAAUGACGAUCAGCGAUUUAUUUUUUUUUUUUUUUCUAUUCCCUUUUUUGCUACUCUCUGGGUCUGGUUGCACAGUGGCGGAGGAGUCUCGCAAACUAUUAGUGCCACGCUCCAGCGUCUAACAUCGCGGGGUGACGGAGACGCGGGCGCAUCGCAUGCACAACGCGUGCCCCCCAACAUCACCCUCCACCAUCACUAUCUACCACCACCAGAUUGGGGACAGUUAUGUGACAUCUUAAAGGACCAACGAGGUGACAUCUAGCCUGGCUCGAAACCCUGUUCCAUGCAGUCGUCAAGAUGUCGAUAAGGAGCCACCAUAGCAAACUCCUGCGCAGAGCGAAUAUUUUCCCUGCGCAAUGAACUUUACAACAACAACAACAAAAAACACUCUGAGAAAGCCGCCGCGGACGGCCGAUACGAUCAUCGCGCGCAUUUUUUUUUUUUCUUCUUUUCUUUGCCGCUCUACGUCACGAGUCACGUGUCCGGGGACUACGUUACGUCACGACUCUCCCUCGUUCACCGAUACCCUCUUUUCGCCAAUGGAGGAUUUUAUUUAUUCCUCUUUUUUUUUUCUUUUUUCAAUGUGUGCGGAACACAUGUGCUCGGUAGGUCACCUACACUUGUCGUUCUUUUUAGGGGUUACCUCGGUGUUCCUUUAAUACGUGCACACAUGUGUGUACGUGUUAAAAUGCCAGCUUGUCGGAUUAUUCUUUGCGUCAUUCCUAUACUUGCGUCGCCACAUUCUUUCAAGUGCCUUUCUCCCAAGUUCUUAUCCUGUAUCCCGGCUCCUGUUUUUAUACCUCUUCAGAGCAAGACUUGGGCCAGCGAGAAAUAUCCAAAUUUCGAAAUCCGUUUUUAUCUAAUUCUUCACUAACGUACGUAACGAACGCUUUCGCUUCCAUUUGUAUAAACCCGUUAAACACUGCGCGAUCUGUCUGCCGAUGUCACAGUAGGUUGUUCAAAGAAGAGGGGACUGUAUGUAUGCCGACAUAUGUUCUGGAUGCUCCUACUGGAAAUGAAUUUCGGUGCUUGCGAACUUAUUUGCGAUCGAACAUCGUCAAAAGGAAAAAAAAAUGCAAGGAGAAAUGUCGCUUUGAAGGGAGAAAGGGAGGAAGAGCCAUGCCACCCUCGUGUAAAUAGGCGGCGAUUGAUUUUCAUCUGUGACACCUAAGUAAUCGUUGUGAAUAAAACCUUUUCAGAGUAAUUUCGGUAUGACAGCCUUGCUUGCAAUGAAAAGAUGGCUAAGAAACAAGCGAGCUGGUGAAGUUAAUGCGUAUUGUAAAACCCUGAGACUAGGAAACAUUGCUUGCAAUGUCAUGAUAGUUCCAACGUCUUUGUGCAACCCAGCCCAGAUUGUUAACCUGUCGCGCGUUGCGCCUAAAGCUCAAGGCAGUUAAAAACAGAGAGAGAAGCAAAUUCUGUAUUUUAAAUUUACUCGCCACCGUGCGGCAAUGAUUUUGCUCUGCCAGAGAAAUACGUAAACAAAAACGUAAGACGCUAUUGCAUUGCAAACGCGUCCUACUUUUAUGAGGCUGAAAUGUAUUGCUGUUUGUACGCGCCCUUCCAGUUCAAUUCAAAUGAAUUAAUAUGUUUUGUGUAUGACGCUAUUAGUCACGCCGUAACUCCUCGCGCACCCACCCUUCGUUGCAACCUUAAAGUAUUAAUCUCAUGCUUACGAUUUCGUCGUGUGGAAAUAUCGGCUUGGAUCUCCAUCGUCAGACUUCCAUAAUGUCUUCCACAUCUGCUGUUGUAGAUUAAUUUUUGUUUUCACUAGGGUUCCUUGAUGUGCGGUGAAAUAUCAGUAUAGGGCGACCAUGUUUAACGUCCUUCGGGCAGAACGACGUGCUGGUGAAACUUUUUGAAACAGUUAAACCUGCGUGGGGAACGUUAAUAGUAUGGUAUACUGACAAGCGCCUUCCAUCGUUCUGACAAACGCAGAAAAGCUAUUGUUGUUUUAUGAUGCUCUUCUUAGUUGCGUGCACCUUGAAGGAUAUAUAGCUAUGGUUGCGACUAGAUUUAAGACACCUUCAGAAAGUAUCGAAAGAUAGAGGAGCUAUAGUGUAUGGUUUAAGAGUCUGGGAGGUCUGCUGGAAGCACAACACAUUCGACGAUAGGAUCCAAAUUGUGAGUCUUCGUGUGACCUUAGCGUUAAGGACUGUGCCUGUGUCUACGCAGUCACAAUGUGGGUGCGUGUUUUGCGUUUCUGAAGAAUUAAAGAUGAUGUUGAUGUUGAUGAAGAAAAAGUAAACACUAUGUAGAGCGCAGCAACAGAGCAUGCAGUAGCCCGUGCAACUGACAUGCUCAUCAAAAAGUGAUCUUCGGAAGAUCUAUAGUGAACAUUGGCUAGAUGAAAUGUCCUCCAGUUGGCGCCAUAACGACAACCAUUCGUGAAUUUUGACAUUGUUACUAUUAUUGUUUAGUAGGUUUUCUUCUGUUCGCAGAUCAUAUAUUCGCUUUCAACCCAAGAGCGCCAUUGCUGGCAGGGACUGAAACCGGAACGAAACCGAAAACCGUUUGGAACCCAAAUUUUUUUUUUCAAGAACCGUAACUGAAACGUAACCGCAAUUCACCAUCGGCAAUUAACCGUAACCUGAACCGAAAAAUGUGAUUUCGGUUACCGGUUCAUAUGAAUCGGUUCAAGCGUGAACGCUAACAACUUUGGAUGUGAUAUUUGCAUCGCUUUACGACUCUGACUGUAGUACGUGCUUCUGUUAAAGUAGAUCUCUUUGUCAUGUGUUUUUCAUUCAGAAGUUGUGCAGACAACAUACCACCUUAUCUUGUGUGCUUGCCCCAUAAUCGCAUGACAUACGCAUCGUGUGACAUGUAUUGCGUACGUCCCUUAUGAGUUUAUUAUAUUGUGAUCAUUUAAGAUACGAAGCGUUUUGUUUCCACAUCUGUUUGCUUAACCGCUGAGCGCACGCAGUUUUUCCUGCCUUGUAGCUUGUUACAGCACGAGCGAAAUGAAUGUCCACGAGAUAACAGAGACAGCAACAAAUUAUUUUACGGGGAAUGUCGCAAAAGUGUGUCGAAUAAAGAGUUUUUCUCUUUCUUCAACCUGGCAGAUGGCACUGCACCACCCUUUCACAGCGCAACUCAUAAAUUUGUUCAUUUUUACCCGUUUCCACUUCGUAGCUCACUUUGCGGCAUCCACCCAGCCUGCAGAUAUAUCGUAGGGAAAACCGAAAAAAAUACCGGUUCAACGGUUUGGUUACCGGUAAACGCAAAUAUUAAAACGGUGAAUCCCGUAACCGAAACCGCUUUCAGAAUUCUGACACUGAACUGUAACCGAACCGAUAUUAGUUUCGGUUUCAGUCCCUGAUUACUGGCGCAUCUUUUUCUCCCUAUUUUUUUUACCGCCAGAAAAUAACGCAGUAUUUGGAACGUUGUUCGUGCAAUUUAUUUCGCUCAUACUUACGUUCGACAGAAGUAAUUUUCAUAUUUAAAUGUAAUAAUAAUAUGUUCUAAUGUUCUCUCUAGCUUUGGAGAUACCAUUCUUAGGUUGCACAUGACUGUAGUCUUGUUCUUUUCAUUGACUGUUAAGGGACCGUACAGGAAUGAAGAAAUAUGUGUACAUCAGUGAGGUUAAAAUUUUGUUUACUGAACUUCUACAUCGUUCUUUAACAUUGUGCUCCUUUUCGCGUGAACAGCAGAAAUUUACACUGAAGUAAAUUCGUUACCCCCCAGCACAACACGUGUGUCUCGCCGUGCACUUGAUAUAAUUUUCGCGUGUACCUCUGUGUAGUUCACCUCUUUCGUCACAACCUUGUGUUCGCUGUUAAAAUCGUUCACCGCUUUAGUUACUCGCAAGCACGACCAAACCACAUACGAAAAAGUUUAGCCUUGUGCAAAAAAAUAAAUCCUCGUACAAAUUUCUAGUGAAAAGGAGCAACGCGACAUUAUUAUUACAGCAGCCACGUUUCAUGACGUUGCUCCUGUCACGCGGACAGCCUUCAAUGACCAUUGAAACCAGUGGCCAUUCAACAUGCGCGCAGCGCCAUCUAGCGUGUAAUGUGUGAACCUGUCAAGAAACAUUGGAUCCAAUGCUGUUUGAGGAGUUGACACGUGACGCGCUUGGUGGCGCUACGCGUAUGUUCAAAGACCGUUGAUUCCGAUGACGAUUGAAGACUGCGCGCGUGACAGGGUUAUGCAGGUUAGUCAUAGAUAUGAUUGCGGACUUUAUUUCCCUCAGUGGGCAUCCGCACGAGCGAGUUUAUCGGGCGAGAUGUCGGGGGACGCGCGAGUGCGAAAGAUGAUAAUUGAGUGUACGUGAGCAGCAGUAAAGGCUUACGCCACAUCUUCCCCGCGUAUUCCCUUCGCCGCAGGAAGACUAUGUCCGCUCGCCACAGAGUAUUCCUUCCAAAGCUGCUCGUGUCGUCUGCUAGCAGCCCCACUUUUCACCGCACAUCCUUCACGUUUUCUAGCAAAUCAUCUUUCGUUUCUUUCAGCGCCGUUCGGAUUGCUCGUGGCCGUUUGUUCCGCGAUGUCUUCCUGGCGCGUGCUUUCCUCCUCGCUCUCCUCCGCCGAUAUCUUGCUCAAAGUCGCUCGUGGGGACACCCAGUCACUGGAUGCGUAAGAAAUCAAGAGAUCCAGCUAGUUCCCGUGACUUUAACGCCCUUUCACGAAACCCUCACCGAGCACGACAUCGUACUUACUGUCUUGAUGCCGACACACAACCUCAUAAAGGCACCUGUAAAAAGAAUGCACGCCUUUCUCUUCAUUUUUUUUUUUUUUUAUGCUGAUGGAACUACAGUGGACCCUCGUUAUUAUGACCAUGGUCGUUCCCGAAAAUUCUGUUCAUAAUGCGGAAUUGUCAUAUUAAUGGGGAGGAUUUGCAGAGGUUUCACAGCAUUGUUCCCCAAGAGUACGUAAAGCGUGUAUGUCAGAUUAUCGGGGGUCAUAUUAACGAGGGUUCACUGUAUAUGCGUAAUUAUGUUUUUUAAGUACAAUAGAAUAUUCGAACAAUGAGUCUGUUUUUCGUCAUAGAAAUGUGUAUUUUCUAGGGCUAAAACGUAGAUUGCGCACGGUUGUAACCCUCGGAACAUGACUCCAACUUCAAAACAUUUUUUUACUCUAUACUGCUACGAAGCAGUGGCUCAUUUGUUUUUGAAAUGAGCAGCAAUACAGAUGCAGAACUUUGUCUAUGCAAUGUUUGGUAAGAAGACACUACUUCCAGCCAUUGUACACAAUCGUAUCGCAGAGUGGAGUUCAGAAUGCAGCGGAAUGACUUGAGCCAUAUAAGUGAUUCUGAUUAAUUUGUACAGAGAAUAAGCCAGGGAAAAUAAUUUGGAACAGGCAGGGGGUUUGCAAUGAACCUGUGGAGACGUGUUCGGUUCAGGUUGCAUUAUCAUUGCACGGUUCCGUAUGGGUUACAACGUUCUGAAGUAUAUGUUGCGUGCUGCUGCAAGGCGACGUUCAUGUGUAUUGGUAAUACGGUACAAAACUGUGGCGGUGUGUAGAACAGACACGGCUUGGUAUCGCAUGCAGGCAGCACUUGGAUGUUGUUAUAUUCCCCUGGACUUCGAUUUCCAUUGUGACGUUCGGUAAUCUUUAUAUAUACAUGCGUUUUUGUUAACAAAUCGAUGCCCCGUUACCACAGCACAGUGUGAAUAACACCAGCCUUUCCACCAGAGCAGCAUUGCAUCUCUGUACCUCUUAUUUCCUGACGAUGUAGAAUAAACCAGUUGUUUCUAGGUUGCAAUUUGCAAAGCCCCAUGGAGUCACUUCAUUCCGCUUAUGCCUUACCACAACCGGAAGCUGGAUUCAUCUACAAAGGGUGCCAGCAAGGGUUCACACAGAGGUAUGCAACCACUUCUUGAGAAA
This is a messenger RNA of Ornithodoros turicata, 14427 nucleotides long. RefSeq names its product protein qui-1-like. Gene Ontology annotation, molecular function: protein binding. The transcript has 29 exons. The coding region runs from base 715 to 5994 and encodes 1759 amino acids. The record is from RefSeq and is a predicted model, not a curated record. Lineage: Eukaryota; Metazoa; Arthropoda; Arachnida; Ixodida; Argasidae.